Molecule: messenger RNA, 3343 nt
Organism: Pipra filicauda (Wire-tailed manakin)
Lineage: Eukaryota; Metazoa; Chordata; Aves; Passeriformes; Pipridae
Gene: STX19
Product: syntaxin 19
Exons: 2
Coding region: 335-1210 (291 amino acids)
Biological process (GO): synaptic vesicle fusion to presynaptic active zone membrane; exocytosis; intracellular protein transport
Cellular component (GO): synaptic vesicle; endomembrane system; SNARE complex
Molecular function (GO): SNARE binding; SNAP receptor activity
Source: RefSeq, a predicted model, not a curated record
AUCAAUUUGCCUGUCUACUGCAGUGGCAGAAGUUUCUCUCUCACACUACACCCUCCUGAACACUUGGACAACUAUAUAAGAACUAGAAGCAGAAGGAAUGAAGAAAAUCCUUAAUGGAAAAGUCACUCAGGACAUGUUACUUUGGGAAAUAUUCAGAAAAAUGUUUCUCAGAUUGUACUGAAGCAGGAGUUCUGCUGGAAAGGAUAAAAAAGAAAGCCAUCAGCACCGGAUUCAGAGUGAAACAAAACCAACAAAAAAAGAUAUUGGAUUAACUUCCUGUGUUGCAAGAGGGGGGAAAAAAAGCCCGGGAAAAAAAACCCUGAACACAAAAGCCAUGAGAGACCGACUGCAAGAGCUUAAACUGAGGGCUAAGGAACUACAGAUAGCUGGAGAAAACAACAGUGCAGCUGUCCAAGAAGAGGAGCAGGACUUUGAACAGCAGGCCAUUAUUUAUGAAAAAGAGCCCAUAACUGAAAGGCACUUGCAUGAAAUCCAGAAGCUUCAGAAUGAAAUUAAUAACUUGGUGGAAGAAGUUAAUAAAUUCAGCCAACAACAAAAAAGCCUGGUGUCUUCAAUGAGGCGAUUCAGUGUUCUGAAAAAGGAAUCUAACAUAGCAAGGGAAAUAAAAAUUCAAGCAGAGCACAUAAGAAAAUGUUUGGAUGAACUGUCGAAGACAGUGAAAAAAGUUGAAAAUGAGCAUGGGCCAUCACGUGCCACAGUGAGAAUCCUGACUUUUCAACAUGCCUUCUUAUCCCACCGUUACCUCAAUGCCAUGCUGUCCUACAAUGAAGCCAUAACUGCCAAGCAGGAGAAAUGCAGGAGGUUUAUUGUCCGUCAGCUCGAAGUAGCUGGUAAGGAGGUGUCUGAAGAAGAAGUCAAUGACAUGCUCCAACAAGGAAAAUGGGAGAUUUUCAAUGAAAAUCUCCUCACUGAAGCCAAAAUAACUAAAGUUCAGCUUUCGGAGAUCGAGCAGAGACACAAAGAACUCGUCAGUCUAGAGAACCAGAUCAAAGACAUAAAGGAACUUUUUAUCCAGAUAUCAGUGCUGGUGGAGGAGCAGGGGGAGAUGAUCAACAACAUAGAGAUCAGUAUGAACAACACUCAAGAAUAUACUCAAGUAUCUAAAGAAAAAUUUGGGCUUGCAGUCAGGUAUAGAAAAAGAAACCCCUGCAGAGCAAUAUGCUGCUGGUGUUGUCCAUGCUGCAAAUGAUAAAAGAAAUGAACUCCUGGAAAUACCAAUGGUUCCUACACAGCAAACUGAUCUUGAAAAGCAGUCUUAGGAUCUCAUUUUCCCUUCAACAGCGCUCUCAGGAAAAACUCUGUCUAUUUAUCCAAAGAGAGUUAGAAGAAUGCAAAGAACGUUAUGGUUUUCACAUAAACACAUGAAUAAGGGGAAAGGAUCAAAGGACAAAAGUGCCACUUUUUUGUUCUUCUGACUCAAACUAAAAUAAUGUGGCAACAAACUGUGCUUUUGGGAAGCAUUGAAAGCAUUGUUAUCUCAAAGACAGAUUUCAUAAUAAUGGUCUAGUGCUUUUUACAAAAUAAUAAUUGGUAUUUUUAAUUGCCUUGUGUUUUUUAGCACUUUUAUUUACUUGAUUCAAAUUCUAAGGGUUUUUUUUCCCCAGAAAUCUGAAAUUCUACAAAAUCAAUCUACACAUAAAGCAGACUCCAUUAUUAACAAUCCAGAAUGUGAUGCCUAAACCAAACAAGAAGUCAGAAGAGAGUUAUCUGGAGUGUUUCACUACAACUUCUACAGGAAAAGUUACUCACAGACAUUGGGUUAUUUAUUUAAUAACACUCUGUUGUAUUUCUUACAGAUAGGGGUUGAGUUGCUGUUUUCUGAACAAAUUAAAGAAUACCAGCAGCAGCAGAGCACAUCACCAAACCUACAAGGAUAUUUGUCAGCAGCUUGCUGAGAAGCCAAGCAUUAACAAACCGACACAGAUAUUUAUAUUAUUCAGCUACACAGGCAGACCCUCUACUAGAUAAGGAUAGGGGAAUAUGAUACUUAAUCACACAGUGUUAGGGCAUUUUCUUACUGCUGCCUGUUCUAUCUAAACGUUCAGUUGCAUCUGCAGUCUCACUUUUGCUAGUUCAAAAAUUAAAGGAAAAAUAUAAAAAAACAAUAGAACUCCAUACUUAUUUAAAAAAAAAUAACCUAGAACCAGAGGAUGAUUUAGGGUUGGAAGGAAUUCCUGGUGGACCUCCAGAUCAUCCUCCUGCUCCAACGUUUGCUCAAAUCAAGACAGAAAUUUUCCUGGUUGCAGCUCUUGUCUACCACUUCUGAUCCUACCACAUGCCCCUGAAAAGAACCCUGUUACCUUCACACCUUAUUGCUUAGGCAGCAGGAAGAUCUCUCCCUUAGUUUCUUUACUUCUAGUCUGAACAAAAGCAGCUCUCUGACUCUCCUGAUAUGUCACAUGCUCCAGUACCCAACUGGACUCACUACAUAAUAAUCACAUUUAUCUUCAUGGUAGUCCUGUGGUGGGAAGUCCAGAAUGGUGCAGGACAUGCAUUUAUUUGUACUCUACAGGAGUUGCCAGAACUUCUAAUGGAGGGUUUCCACAACUCUAGAUGGUUCCAUGAAAUUCUGCUGAUUGUAGAAGCUUGGGAUCUUCAGAUAGGAAUGAAAAUCAGAUGCCUAAAGCAGCAAAUAAGAAUAGCUCCCCUGAGUACCUAAACCAGUAAGCAGAAAAGGAAUGCUUUUGCUUUCCAUAUUCCCAAUGGCUGGCUUCUACCCCAUUCCCAACUGCUUUUGGAACUUAACAAGAAACAGCUCUCUAAUAAAAUUUAACAGAAAAUAACACUGCAACAAAGGCGAAAAAAGUUAUUUCCAAAAAGAAAUUAAAAAAACCAAAUCCACACUAAAACUGAACUCCAAAGCAGAAAUGUAUUUCUGAACUCUUUGUGCUGUGCAAAGGCACAAUCAAUACUACUAUAUCUGUAUACAGUCAGAGAAGGCAGAACAAACUGCAUUACAGUUCUACAAGGCACUAAGUGAGUUACAUGUCUUCAGUUUCAUCUAGUGGGACAAAAAAAAAAAAUCAAUCCACUAUCAAAGGGCACUACUGAAUUAUUGUUACAUUGUGAUAUUUAUAAAUAGUUGGAUUCCUUCCAUCCCACAUUAAAUGCAACUGAAAUUAACUGUUAUCAAAAUACAAUCAAAGGUCUGAACCUUAAAGAGAAAAAUAUUAUAACAUUUAUAAGAAAUAAAGUUAAUGACACCACAGAUAUUAUUUCAUUAAACAACCUCCCGUAAACUGCUGCAUAUAUGGAAACUACCUUUAUGUUUCAAGAGCAGAGUAGAAACCAGACAAUAAACAAUAGAGAGAAAAAAGUUGCU